UAUUAUGUACCUCGUUCGCGGCCGCAGCGCGGCGCGUCGGCAAGCAAGGGCGAUACACUAACUUCAGGGACAGUCACGAAAACAGCUUUUUCACGUUAAUCAUUCCAGAAUUCUGGUUCCAACAAGACAGCUGUUUAUGUUUUCCUCACAUUUUGCCUUUCUUAAAAUCAGUGUCCUUUCUGGCAAUGUGUUGAAUACAAAUUUUUAUUUCUAAUAGAAUUAUUAACGUAGUAUAAUUUUGUCUAUAUAAUUCUUGCUUUGUUACAAAUAAAGAUGACGUAUUUAAGUUCGUGGGAAGAAUUUGAAAAAGGUGCUGAGAGGUUAUAUCUUCAAGACCCAAUGAAGGCUCGGUAUACAAUGAAAUAUUGCCAUAAUAAAGGUGUUCUAUAUCUAAAACUUACAGAUAACAGAACGUGUCUACAAUAUAAAACAGAGAUAGCACAAGAUUUAAAGAAGAUGGAAAAAUUUAUAGGAAACCUAAUGAGGCACAUGGCAUCUAAAGAGAGCUAAAUAAGGACUAGAUGAGAUUAGGGACACUUUUUUAAUCAAGGAAUAAAAGUGCUGCGCAUUUAAUUCAUUGUUUACGUUGUUCCAUUUCAUAAGAUUCAGUGAUUGAUGGGAUUAUAGAUAUUUAAUUUGAAUGAGGUAUAAAACUUUCUUAAAUAUACAAUAUGUGCAUAAAUGUCUAUUUUGUAUUUAUUUAAAGCUUCAUGCUCAUUUCGGGCAGUUCCGUUGUCUCCUUGUUAAAGUUCUGAAACAGUAUAAAAUAAAAUGUAUCGUGGUAUAAAUUUAUGUAGAAAUAAAUUUAUUUAAAAAUAA
This is a messenger RNA of Bombus impatiens (common eastern bumble bee), 819 nucleotides long. RefSeq names its product signal recognition particle 9 kDa protein (gene Srp9). The record is from RefSeq and is a predicted model, not a curated record. The coding region runs from base 274 to 510 and encodes 78 amino acids. Gene Ontology annotation, biological process: SRP-dependent cotranslational protein targeting to membrane; negative regulation of translational elongation. The transcript is spliced from 3 exons. Gene Ontology annotation, cellular component: signal recognition particle, endoplasmic reticulum targeting. NCBI's taxonomy places the organism in Eukaryota, Metazoa, Arthropoda, Insecta, Hymenoptera, Apidae. Gene Ontology annotation, molecular function: 7S RNA binding.